Messenger RNA from Eimeria acervulina, 1290 nucleotides. RefSeq lists its product as hypothetical. NCBI's taxonomy places the organism in Eukaryota, Apicomplexa, Conoidasida, Eucoccidiorida, Eimeriidae. The transcript is spliced from 3 exons. Bases 1 to 1290 code for a protein of 429 amino acids. The record is from RefSeq and is a predicted model, not a curated record.
AUGGCUGACUUGGACACUUGCCCCAGAAGCACAAUUGUAGAGUCAGUCUCCUGCAACGUUACAGGGCUGACAAGCUUCUACUCCCCCCAUGGAACGGCGGAAACCAACACACCCAGGGAUCGCCAAUAUGAGAGAAAUGCAGAACAAACCCAAGAGCACAGCCAGGAGUUUCUCCAGUACACUUCCGAUCAAUCUAGGGAGAUGCUUCAUGAAGGUUUUGUGGACAGUCACCAACCAUACAGCGAGCCUAUAAUGGACAAAGCCUGCGGGUCUGCUAAGGGGGAAGUGGUUCAGGCUGCUGCUACUUUAGUCAGUGUGGUUACUGAUGUACCGCAACAAGGUGAAGGAUCCAACUGCUGGCACCGGAAUAAACUUGUCAGUGGGACAAGCAGUGAAGUCCUGCGAAAUUCAUCUGUGCCGCCGGAGUAUCACCGGAGAGCAAGCCUGAAUGAGACGGCGCCGAUCCUUGGAAAUAAGGCAUAUGAUAGGGUAUCUCCCACACGGCUAUUUUCCACGUUCUCCACGCAGCACGUUUCCCGAGACCUUCAGGUGCGUUCUGAAUCAUCAGGCCAGCGUAAUAGUAGGGUGUUUCAACAGCCGUUGCUGCAGCAGGAAGAGGUAUUGCCAUCAAAACAGCCGCCAAUUCAGAGUGCACCAAAUGUGUCGCGAUGCCUCCACAGUAACAGAGAGUGGGCAUCUGAAGGUCACUCCUGGCCCAAUCAAGGUGUUGCAACGACGCCAGUUGCCAGGUUUUCGGCGGAGACAAACCCGGAAGAACUGACUGCAAUUCAUGGAGUCAGGCUGCGCCCGAAUAGCCCGUGCAAAAGCAGCGAAAACUCUGCAACUGCCAAAGAUUUAGUAAUAAACGCACUUUGUGACCAAAUCCAGCAUCAACAAUGGAAGUUAAGAGUUCAGGAAAGUCGUUUGCACAACCAGGAACAACGCCUUCAUGAGCUCUCAGUGGGCAGCAGGCAUCCUGGAGUCGUCCCCAACCCAUCCAGAAAGACAAGGGAUGCGCGGCAACCCUGCAGAUCACCAGUGGUUACGGAGCAAUACCUGGCUCAGAUGCAGCAUAGGCUGCCUGCCCUUUUAAGCUUAGUUGUAGCUGGCCUGUUGACGGUGGCAGUGUCGUACAUGGGUAUGGCCAAUCUCUUAGCCAAGACGCCAUUCGAAUGCUAUUUUAUCCCUCCCCACUCUUUCCCGCUCCCAUACCAGUCUUGCUUAGACAAACCCUUGAAGGGCAACUCCAGUGCAAGCGGUGAGAAGGAAUCUCAUUUGUGCUGGCUGUGA